GGUUGUCAGGGGAGCCUGGGUUUGAUUGUGCUGCCAUCACCGCCCGCUCGCUUUCUUUCUUCUUCUUCUUCCUCCAACGUCGCAUUGCCUCCCACGCUCUUUGUCUCUGCUUUACUCUCUCUGUGCUGCUACUGCUUCUCUUGACCUGCACCAGGUUUAUUAUUGUUGACUUUUUAUCCCUUCGGCACACCGCACCGUGCGAUUCCUUCUCCUGAAAUUACCCCACCAUGGCCCCUCCAAAGGUCUUCUCCCUCGAGGGCAAAGGCCUCAAGCUCGACACCGCUGAGGAUAUCGAGACUCAUAUUAAACCUCUCCUCGAGAGCACCGACUACACCGAGAUCCGCUUCGGAGGAAACACCCUCGGUGUCCCGGCUUGCGAGCGUCUCGCCGCCGUGCUUUCGACGCAAAAGAACCUUGCCGUGGCCGAACUGGCCGACAUCUUCACUUCUCGUCUGCUGAGCGAGAUCCCCGCCGCCCUCACCUUCCUUCUCAACGCCCUCCUCGAGAUCACUACCCUUCACACCGUCAACCUCUCUGAUAAUGCCUUUGGUGCCAACACCCAGAAACCUCUGGUCGAUUUCCUCGCUCGCCAUACCCCGCUCCGCCAUCUAAUCCUCAACAACAAUGGUAUGGGCCCCGAGGCCGGUUCGAACAUUGCCAAGGCUCUUACGGAGCUCGCACAACGCAAGGAGGAGGCCCGUAAGGAGGGCAAGGAGGUUCCCCUCCUGGAGAGCAUUGUCUGUGGUCGCAAUCGCUUGGAGAACGGCAGUAUGGCGGCUUGGGCACGUGCCUAUGAGGUGCACGCUGCUGGCAUGCGUUCCGUCAAGAUGACACAAAACGGUAUCCGCCAGGAGGGUAUCUCGUUGCUCUUGAAGGAGGGUCUCCGCCACUGCACUGCUCUGGAGGUUCUCGACCUGCAGGAUAACACCUUUACCAUCAUGGGUUCCACGGCUCUUGCCGGUGUGGUGUCCAGCUGGUCGUCUCUUCGCGAGCUCGGUGUCAGCGACUGCUUGCUCUCGGCUCGUGGUGGUGUCAAGGUUGCUCAGGCUCUGGCUGAGGGCAAGAACGAGAAGGUGCAGACGCUGCGUCUUCAGUACAACGAGAUCAACGCCGAGGGUGUCAAGCAGUUCCUGCACGCCACCAAAUCUGCUCUUCCUUCCCUGCGCCGCAUUGAGCUGAACGGCAACAUGUUCAACGAGGAUGAUGACAACGUGACUUCCCUGCGCGAGAUUCUGGAGGCCCGUCAGGAGGAGCACGGACAGGAUGAUGACCCCGAGGAGAUGUGGGGUAUUGACGAGCUGGAUGAGCUGGAGGAGGAAGAGAGUGAUGAGGAGGAGGAAGAGGAAGAGGAGGAGGAGAAGGCUGAGAAGCUUCUCAAGGACACCGACCAGGCCGAGAACGAGAAGGUCUCUCAGAAGAAGGACGCCGAUGUCGACGAUCUUGCUGAGGCUCUGGGCAAGACUGGUCUGUAGGGGGUUGGGAUGGUCCAUUCACCUCGCUUUCUCCCUCCAUUUGCCUCGGUGCACGGCAGUGACUUCUCGGUGGCAGAGCUGAUGAUCGUCUGAACGUGUCAAGCAGACUGACGCGUCCGGUCUGAAGCCGGCAGAGAUCUUGGAGUAUCCGAACCCGCCAGACGACGCGCCUGGCCUAUUCAUCCGUGAGGACUUGCACCUUGGAUAGAAGCAGUUUUGCUUUAAAUUGCUUAGCGAAGCUGGGCAUAGAUGUAGACCGAGCUGCUUUUGAUCAUACUGCCUGUGAUGUAUAUAACGUUUCAACGAAUGAUGUGAAUAGUUUUGCAGUAGUUUAUACCACUGCGAUCGUACACUAG
Molecule: messenger RNA, 1828 nt
Organism: Aspergillus sclerotioniger CBS 115572
Lineage: Eukaryota; Fungi; Ascomycota; Eurotiomycetes; Eurotiales; Aspergillaceae
Product: GTPase-activating protein RNA1
Exons: 1
Coding region: 228-1472 (414 amino acids)
Biological process (GO): nucleocytoplasmic transport; activation of GTPase activity
Cellular component (GO): nucleus; perinuclear region of cytoplasm; cytosol
Molecular function (GO): GTPase activator activity; small GTPase binding
Source: RefSeq, a predicted model, not a curated record